This is a messenger RNA of Danio aesculapii, 5932 nucleotides long. RefSeq lists its product as uncharacterized. Gene Ontology annotation, molecular function: protein binding. NCBI's taxonomy places the organism in Eukaryota, Metazoa, Chordata, Actinopteri, Cypriniformes, Danionidae. The record is from RefSeq and is a predicted model, not a curated record. The coding region runs from base 16 to 2745 and encodes 909 amino acids. The transcript is spliced from 9 exons.
CGCUCAUCAGCGGGAAUGGCGGAGACCGUACGCUCGCUAUUCGACUACCGGGAGCCGCCGACGCUGGACAGCGACGGAGAGACCAGCAAACCGCCGCCGCCGCGAGGACGUGGCUGUGGAAGGAAGAGGAAAGGGACACCGGUGAAGGUGUGCGACAGAGUCUUCGCCGCAGAGGAUGAGGAGGAGAGCAUGUCUGAGAACAGCUAUGGACCAGAGAAAGGUGAUGGUCAUGAGGACAAACACAAAGUUCCUGCUGCUGAUGGACCAUACUAUGAAACACAAUCUGCUCAGCUUUGUCUGAGCGAGGAGGGCUCCAGUGGAGGGAGAGGGUCUGUCUCGUACCCCCCACCACCAAACUGCCGCAUUCGUGAAGUGCACUGUGGAAAUCAAGUGCGACUGAUCGUCAUCGCCAUCCGUGACAUCACUAAAGGGGAGGAGAUCACUGUGGAUUAUAGUUUGACUGAGUGGGGAGAAAACGCUUUGGGUUUUCAUGGCACUGUGCCUCCCAGUAGCUUUGAUUGUAGCUCGGACCAGGAGAGCCACGUUAAAAAGGAGGAAGAGUCCAGCCCAGUUCCACUCUCUCUGACUGUGACAAAAUACCUCACCCCUUCCUGGUCCCUCUCUCCUUCCUCCUCUCACUCUGAGCCCAGCGAUUCAGACUCAGAUAAUGGCAACGGAAAGACCCGUACACGAACCCCUCACCGCCGCAAAAAGCACAAACCCCUCUCGUCUCCAGCUGCUCAAGCCAAGAGAAAAGCAUCUCAGCAACCCCCAAGCCAUCCUGCUUCAUUUCCACACUCUGUCUCGACCUCCCCGCUGCAGCCAACUGCUCCCUCCAGACCUGUGUUUAAGAGCCCGAUGCCUGCAGGAGUUACGGCUAAAAGUGUCAGUGUGUCAGUGGGUCGUGGGCAAAGCACCAUGGCACAAAAACAACGCUGUAUUUACUGCGGCCGUCACUUCCGGUGUCUCCCACGCCAUGUAGAAAAACAUCACUCCCACCUGCCGAAUGUGCACAUUGUCCUGGAGCAGGCAAGGGCCUCUGGUACCCCUCCUUCUGCACAGUCACCUCUCCCAUCAACCAGCAAACAUCCCCAGUGCACCCAAGCACCAGGUGUGGUAGUGGGAUCACCACGAUCUCAUCCCUCUUCUUCUUUGUCUCCUGUCAGAAGAAGCCCUGCUCUCACUAGCCCUAAUCGCAAAAGUCCCGCCCCAGCUCCGUCUACUCCACCUAGGAGAGGAGGCGUUCCAGUAUCUGUGUUAAAGAGGAGCCCACCUACACCUGGUUCUUCUGCCAAAAUAGGACGAAAAAUGAAAAAGGAGAAAGAGGAGGUAGAGAUAUUUGAGAAGACUAAAGAGACCGUGCCAGAUCCAGUGUUCGUGGACCAGAUGAAGGAGUCGGAAACUUCAAAACAAGAGGGAGAAGACAAUGGAGGAAGAGAAGAAGAAAGCGGAGCCGAGGAUAAGAUCGAUCUAUUAAGUUCAAGUCGUCCCCACAUGAUCCCGCUUCUUUCCUCCCUGUCCUCUCUGGUGUUGUACCUACGGAGGCUGCAGCACUCUGCCUUCAUCUCUCUGUCCCGCUCCCUACAGUCAGCUGAGGCCUGGCGUCUCCUCUGUCACUCCAGUCUGGCCCUUCUUAUCCUUUACAACCGCCGGCGUGAAUGCGAAGUCUCCAAACUCACCAUCACAGAGUACCAGGCCCGCAUUACACACGUCAUCCCUGGGUCUCCAGUUUCCCCACCAGCUGUAACUCCACUUGAGGCCUCACUCUCACCUUUCGAGCGAAUGGUCCUCCCCCAUCUUCCUCGCGUCGGAGUCCAAGGGAAACGUGGCCGUGUACAACCCCUCAUCCUCCCACCGCAUUCAGAAGCCUGUCUGGAGAUGCUUUUGCAGACUCGUGCAGGUGUGGGAAUUGAUCCACAGAACCCGUAUGUGUUCGCCCGGCCGUUUCAUUCGCCAGCCACUCCUCUUCGCGGGACAGACUUACUCCGCAGCCUAGCUCGGUCCAGUGGGUCACGGCACCCGCGGGCACUGACGCAGACACGUGUUCGCAGGCAGGUAGCAAUACUUACACAGCUGCUGAUGCUAAGUGAGGGCGAGGAGGAAAGCCAACGCGGGGCUGCCAUAAAGAGAUUGGAAAGCUUCUUGGAGAAGGAGUAUCACGUGACUCAAAGCUGUGCAACCAUUGGCCAGGACCCCGGGUUGAUGGGCCUGAUUGGUCGGGUGGUACUAUGUGGAGAGAGAGACGGCGUCCUGUUCCGAGGAAUGAGUUUACAUCACAUCUGUCUGGAGUUAGAUGUGUUGUCAGGAAACUCUGCAGACUCGCUGUCAGACGAGUCUGAUGCUGAGCAGAGCAAAGAGAAACCAGAAGCUCCUGCAGCCACCACUAUGAUGAAGAAAACCACAGGCAACAGCAAAUCCCCUCGCUCUAAGAAGAUGAACGGCAGUUCCUCACACUCAACGGGACGCAAAAGGUCCUCAGGACAGUCCAAGCCUGGUAAACGUGGUGUACUGAAGCGGCCUUGGUCUGAAGCGGAGCGGGCAGCUGUCGAGACCCACCUGGUGCAAAACAUCAUGGAGCUGCGUGUGCCCGCCAAAGCAGACUGCGAGCGGUGCCUGGAGCUCUGCCCUCUGCUGGUCACCAACCACCGCGACUGGAGGGCAGUUAAAUUCUACUGCCACAACCGAAUACAGCUGCUGAAGAAAAGCCAGCAGAGGCAGAGUCCACCUUUGCUGUCCGUCUGCUGAGAGCCCAGUCGUCGAGAAACAGCAGAUGUAGAUAAAGGACGUUAAGAGGUGCUAAUCGAAAAUAUCCAUAUGCUACAGUCACAGUACCAAUGCUUUAAUUAAUAUGAUGCUGAUUUUGUGUUCAGUGUGUGUAAAAGGGAAAAAAGGUACGAUUUGAGACUGAAUGCACACUUGUCUUGUGUACUUUUUGAAAAUACUGUUGCAGCUACAACGAAAGAACACUAACUUUUUAUUUAUCUGCACAUUGUACCGAUUGUACCGUGUUUGUUUUUUCUUUCUUCCUCUUUUGCUGGCUUUAAUGUAGAUGAUAUUUGAAAGUCUGAAUGGCUUCGUUCUAUGGAACAAGAUCAGUCUAAAAAAUAAUACAUUUACAAAUUAUUAUUCAUACAUCCACAAACACAACAUUUUUUACAAAAUUCAAUCUGUAAGUUCAAAACCCAAUUCGUAAAUACACAAAUCCAAUUUGGAAAUUUAAAACACAAUUCCCAUUUACAAAAAUCCAAUUCGUAAAUUCAAAACAUGAAUCGUAAAUACACAAAUCCAAUUGGUAUAUUCAAAAGGCAAUUUCGUAAAUACACAAAUCCAAUUUUUAAAUUCAAAACACAAUUCGUAAAUACACAAAUCCAAUUGGUUAAUUCAAAACACAAUUCCCAUAUACAAAAAUCCAAUUUGUAAAUUCAAAACGCGAUUCGUAAAUACACAAAUCCAAUUGGUAUAUUCAAAACACAAUUCGUAAAUACACAAAUCCAAUUGGUAUAUUCAAAAGGCAAUUCGUAAAUGCACAAAUCCAAUUGGUAAAUUCAAAACGCGAUUUGUAAAUACACAAAUCCAAUUGUUAAUUCAAAACACAAUUCCCAUAUACAAAAAUCCAAUUUGUAAAUUCAAAACGCGAUUCGUAAAUACACAAAUCCAAUUAGUAUAUUCAAAAGGCAAUUCGUAAAUACACAAAUCCAAUUUUUAAAUUCAAAACACGAUUCGUAAAUACACAAAUCCAAUUUGUAAAUUCAAAACACGAUUCGUAAAUACACAAAUCCAAUUUGUAAAUUCAAAACGCGAUUUGUAAAUACACAAAUCCAAUUGGUAAAUUCAAAACGCGAUUUGUAAAUACACAAAUCCAAUUGGUUAAUUCAAAACACAAUUCCCAUAUACAAAAAUCCAAUUCGUAAAUUCAAAACGCGAUUCGUAAAUACACAAAUCCAAUUAGUAUAUUCAAAAGGCAAUUCGUAAAUACACAAAUCCAAUUUUUAAAUUCAAAACACGAUUCGUAAAUACACAAAUCCAAUUUGUAAAUUCAAAACACGAUUCGUAAAUACACAAAUCCAAUUUGUAAAUUCAAAACGCGAUUUGUAAAUACACAAAUCCAAUUGGUAAAUUCAAAACACAAUUCCCAUAUACAAAAAUCCAAUUCGUAAAUUCAAAACGCGAUUCGUAAAUACACAAAUCCAAUUCGUAAAUUCAAAACGUGAUUUGUAAACGCACAAAUCCCAUUCGUAAAUUCAAAACGCAUUUUGUAAAUGCACAAAUCCAAUUCGUAAAUUCAAAACGCGAUUCGUAAAUACACAAAUCCAAUUCGUAAAUUCAAAACGCGAUUCGUAAACGCACAAAUCCAAUUCGUAAAUUCAAAACGCAUUUUGUAAAUGCACAAAUCCAAUUCGUAAAUUCAAAACGCGAUUCGUAAAUACACAAAUCCAGUUCAUUUGUUCAAAAUAUUUAUAAUUUUCAGAAAUUGUGUGUUGUAUUUAUGAAUUGAUUUGAAUUUACCAAUUGGCUUUAAUAAAUGUGAAUUGUGCUGUGCAUGUAUGAAUUUUAAAUUGUAAAUGUAUUAUUUUUGUGACUGAUCUGGCUCCAUACGUUCUCCCUCCGGCAGACUGAGCAUCUUGUGCCUUCAUGGGAGUCAAACCUCAGUUGUUUUCACAUUCGUAGAGACCACUUUUCUGCCAUGACUUUUAAUAAAACGAAGAAAUAUGCAUGAAAAAUAGAGGAUAAAAAUAUCAUCCAACUUCAAAUUUAGUCUGCCAUCUUUGCUCCAUUGCCAUUUUGAAAUGUCCAACAUGAUUAAUUCCAUGAAUAAGUUUCAUAAAUGCCAUUUUGCAUUUUUACUGUCCUAUUAUCUUAAGCUUUACUCGAUUUUAUAUAAAUAGUUCACUCACGUUGUCAGACCAGUGUGAGGUUUGAGUGAACGAUCCUUUAUAAUCGUAAUCGCAUUAAUAGAAGCGAGCAGAAUAUUAUUCCAAAUAUUUCCGUUUGUAUUCCUUGAAAGUGAAACAAGUUUGGAACAACAUGAGGGUCAGGAUUUAUUUAUUUAUUUGCUAAAAUGUUCCAUUCAUUUCAAUCCCUAAGGGUUGUUAAUAAACAUAGUUAAGCUAUGAUUUUAACUUGCAUUUCAUUGCAGAUGUUGAUCGGUAGCUAGUUCUGCGCUGAGAAAUCAACGUUCUGUUACUAUAUGAAUGAUUCGUUUGUUUCACAUGUUUGCUCUGCAUUCAUUCAUCCAUCAAAUCUGUAUCAGAACUGUGUUCAACACACACACGAUAACCACACGUAACACCUCAGUUUAUACUUUUUUAUAUAUGUGUUCUUCUGUUAUCUGUCAUUUCAGACUUCGCAGUGUAUAUAUGUGCACACACACGUAUAUAUUGUCGUUACUAUCAAUAGUGGUAUUGUUAUUGCUCUUAAAUCUUAGCGUGGCAAGUGUUUUUCAAUUCCACUUAAUGUACAUAUUGAAUGUAAAUAUUUGCAGAAAACAUAGAGCAUGGUGUAAAUACGUUGUAGGCAGGACAAGCUUGUUUAUGUGUUGUCUGUGUGUUUUUCUAAGUUGUCUGAAGUAACAAUAAAAACGUUUUGUAUGUAUUGUGGACUUCUGUUAUUAACUAUUCUUGUAUUCUAUUUAUGAUACUAUUAAAGCAAAUUUACAGAAAAAAAUUCUCAUUUAUUCCAAAGACAAAUAUUUCUGGGCUACGUUAAUUCCAAUAAUCGAAUAUAAUGUGGAAUUGUUGAUUAUUACAUUUUAAAUGAGCCGUUUUUCAAUUGGUUUUGUAAGCACAGAACAUAAUCUUCUGUCUGUAUUGAUCACAGUGUCGGCGCACUCUGCACUGAAGGCUUAGAUUGCAUAGUAGUUAUUUGUUUUGCUGCAGUGGAAGAGAUUUGUUUGUAUUAAAGGUUGCUGUUAAUAAAGCCCCUAUAUUUAAAA